Molecule: messenger RNA, 1656 nt
Organism: Sphenostylis stenocarpa
Lineage: Eukaryota; Viridiplantae; Streptophyta; Magnoliopsida; Fabales; Fabaceae
Source: the annotation of a GenBank genome assembly
AUGGGUAUUGGAUCUGGCUGUUUGUUUUGUUCUCCAUCAUUCAGUGGGAUUAGGAUCAAGCCUUUGAGUUCAUACAUUUUUCCCUAUUUCUCCUUCACCUUCAACCCUUACCAACCACACUCACUCUCCUUCCCUAAACUCAUGUCUCAGCCAUUAUCUCUCAACUCUGCUCCUCUUCAAGAGGCCGAGGCUGAUUCUUCCGCAGCGCCUCCCCUCUUCGAUUAUCACCAUAUCGACCAGAAACUGCUCGAUAACAUCGUUUACGAUGCUCUUGUCUGGAGCACUCUCAACUGCCUCCUCGUUGGUGACAAAUCUGUGCAGAGAUCAGCAACAGUUCCUGGUGUGGGCUUGGUGCAUCUUCCGCUUUGCUUACUACCUGGACCGUUUCCUGAAACUCACUGGAAGCAAGCAUGUGAAUUAGCUCCUAUUUUUAAUGAACUUGUGGAUCGGGUGAGUUUGGAUGGGAAAUUUCUCCAGGAAUCUCUAUCCAGAACUAAGAGUGCGGAUGAAUUUACCUCAAGACUAUUAGAUAUCCAUUCCAAGAUGCUACAGAUUAACAAAAAAGAGGAUAUUCGCUUGGCAAUAAGUCGUUCAGAUUAUAUGGUUGAUGAGAAGACUAAAUCACUUCUGCAAAUAGAGAUGAACACGAUUUCAACUUCAUUUGCUUUGAUUGGAUGUCUUAUGACUGGACUUCAUAAGAGCUUAAUUUCUCAAUAUGGAAAUAUCCUUGGACUGGAUUCCAAUAGGGUUCCUGCAAAUAAUGCUGUCGAUCAAUCUGCAGAUGCUUUGGCUAAAGGUUGGAGUGAGUAUAACAAUCCCAGGGGUGCAAUUUUGGUCGUGGUUCAAGUUGAAGAACGAAACAUGUAUGAGCAGCAUUAUAUUUCUGCCCUUCUAAGAGAUAAAUAUCCUUUUCUUCUUUAUGAUACGCAUCGUAUUAAAAGCAUACGGAAAACAUUGGCACAAGUUGAUAAGGAAGGAGAAAUUCUGCCAGAUGGAACACUUUCUGUGGACGGACACCCAAUUUCUGUUGUUUACUUCCGGGCUGGCUACACACCAAAAGACUAUCCUUCAGAAUCAGAGUGGAGAGCUAGGUUACUGAUGGAACAAUCUUCUGCUAUCAAAUGCCCUUCAAUAUCUUAUCAUUUGGUUGGCACCAAGAAGAUUCAACAGGAACUUGCAAAACCUGGUGUUCUUGAGAGGUUCGUCGAAAACAAAGACCACGUUGCCAAAUUGCGUGCAUGUUUUGCAGGUUUGUGGAGUUUGGAAGACUCGGAUAUUGUUAAAAAAGCAAUUGAAAGUCCGGAGUUAUUUGUGAUGAAGCCUCAAAGAGAAGGAGGAGGAAACAACAUUUAUGGUGAUGAUUUGAGGAAAACCCUCCUUAAAUUACAGGAAGCUGGUUCUCAAGAAGAUGCAGCUUACAUUCUCAUGCAGAGGAUAUUUCCAGCUCCUUUUCCAGCAAUUAUGGUGCGUGAUGGUAAUUGGAGUACGGGUCAUGUCAUUGCAGAAGCUGGAAUAUUUGGUACUUAUUUGAGGAAUAAGGAUAAAAUCAUCAUUAAUAACGAAAGUGGCUACAUGGUGCGUACAAAAGUAUCAUCAUCUAAUGAAGGUGGAGUUUUACCUGGUUUUGGAGUGGUAGAUACUGUGUACCUAACUUGA